UCCUCCUCCUCCGCCUGCUCCUGCUCCUCUCUGCCGGACAGUCCUGUGUGGGGGUGUUUUCCUGUGACACGUAAACUCUGCAUUUCACAGGCUCUUUCAUUCCUCCUCGCAGGACACGUCCUCCCGGGGCAGGGAGUGCACAGAGACCCCCUGUCCCGCCCCGGAGCCCAGACCUGCCGAGACAUGGAGGCACGAGACGCGAUCGCAGGUGCUCUUGUGAGCAGUGAUGGAGAAGAACACACUUCACCAAAGACAGAAGCUCCAGAAACAGAGCAAUCACAAACCAAAACCAGGAUGGAGAAGAUCUUUGGGUUCAAGAAGGAGGACCUGAGUUCCUGGGAGAGCCUGGUGACCCUCCUGAACCGUCCCACUGAUCCUGCAUGUCUUGGCAUCUUCCGCUGCUUGUUUGGUUUGCUGAUGGCUAUAGACGUCACGCAGGAGCGUGGGCUCAGUCACCUAGACUACAAGUACCUGGAUGGAGCCCCUGUCUGCCGCUUUCCCCUCUUCAACUUUCUGCAGCCGCUGCCACUGGACUGGAUGUACCUGGUAUAUCUGGUUCUGUUCCUCGGCUCGCUGGGCAUCAUGCUCGGCUGUUUCUACCGCCUCUCUUGCCUCUUGUUCAUCUCCACAUACUGGUACAUCUUCUUUCUGGACAAAACGACUUGGAACAAUCACUCAUACCUCUACGGCCUCAUUGGGUUUCAGCUCACGCUCAUGGAUGGCAACAGAUACUGGUCGAUUGAUGGAUUGCGAAGGCCGUCCAUAAGAAACGCUCAUGUUCCUCUAUGGAACUACACCUUGCUGAGGACACAGAUAUUUAUCGUGUACUUCAUUGCUGGAAUCAAAAAGCUGGACGCUGAUUGGGUGGAGGGAUACUCCAUGUCAUACCUGGCACAUCACUGGCUUUUCGAUCCUUUCAAAGUGAUUCUUCCUGUGGAGUUAGUAAGCCUGCUGGUGGUGCAUGGAGGCGGUCUCAUCCUGGAUCUGACUGCUGGAUAUCUGCUGUUUUUUGACGCCACGCGGCCUUAUGCAUUUUUCUUUGUCAGCUACUUCCACUGUAUGAACUCUCAGCUGUUCAGCAUCGGAAUGUUCUCCUACACAAUGCUGGCCACCAGUCCCCUCUUCUGCUACCCCGACUGGCCGAGAAGGUUUUUUGACCGUUUCCCAUCGUUCCUGAAGGCAGUCCUGCCGCUCACGUCGGCGGAGCCCCAGCGCAGCACCUCCUGUGUUUACCAGGGCGACCAGACUUCAAGCGGUGAACGGCAGCAGGCCCCAGCUGCUCCGAAAGCCCCCAAACUGAGACUCAGGCACAAGCUGAGAGCCAUCUUUACCAUUCUCUAUAUUGCCGAGCAGUUUUUCAUGCCCUACUCCCACUUCAUCACGCAGGGAUACAACAACUGGACUAAUGGCUUGUACGGAUACUCUUGGGACAUGAUGGUUCACUCUCGAAGCCACCAGCAUGUGAAGGUGACCUACAAAGAUGGAAAAACGGGGGAAAUCGGAUACCUGAACCCGGGGGUGUUCACACAGAGCCGUCGCUGGAAAGACCACGGAGACAUGCUGAAGCAGUACGCCACGUGCCUGAGCCACUUCCUGCCGCGCUACAACAUCUCCGAGCCCGAGAUCUACUUCGACAUCUGGGUGUCCAUCAAUGAGCGCUUCCAGCAGAGGAUCUUUGACCCCCGUGUUGACAUCGUGAAGGCCGAAUGGUCACCUUUCCGACCGAACCCCUGGCUGAUGCCCCUGCUGGUUGACCUCUCACCCUGGAGGACGAAAUUCCAGGAGAUUGAGGGCAGCUUGGACAAUCAGACCGAGAUCGUCUUCAUAGCUGAUUUCCCAGGCCUCCACUUAGAAAACUUUGUGAGUGAGGAUCUGGGAAACACCAGCAUCCACGUGCUGCAAGGCAACCUGAAUGUGGAGAUAGUGGAGGAGAAGAAGAACUACACUGUGAAGCCUGGUGAGCAGAUCAAGGUCCCUGCUGGAGCGUAUCAUAAGGUGUACACGGUGUCUGACGACCCGUCGUGCUACAUGUACGUCUACGUGAACACCACCGAGGCGGCGCUGCAGGAGAACUUCACCAAGCUCUACGAACUCCAGGAGCGCGUUCGCAACGGGACAGAAACCGAGCCUCUUCCUCCGGAGCUGCAGCCCCUCGUCGCCGCGGACGACGACGAGGGAGCGGAGGUCAACGCCACCGACCCCAUCGUGAAGCUGUUCCUGAAGAGGCAGCGCAGGAUGAAGGAGGUGAAGAAGCGCAGAGAGGCCGGCGUGCUGGAGAGACUGGAGCGGUUUGCCGUCAAGAAAUACUACACAAUACGACGAGGAUUCCUGAUGACGGCCAUUGCAAUGAGAAACCUGGCGGUGGGCCUUCCGCCGCUGGAGCAGCUGACCAGGGAGGUGGAGUUCGCCAACAUGAAAGGACCUCAGGCGGAAGCCGCUCCAGACGAACGGCUCAAGGAUGAAGUGGGUCACGGAGAACUUUAACGCCGCCCAGAACAGACAUGCUCAGGUGUUUGAUGCGCAGGCGCGUGCGUGUAUCGACGUGCGCUUCCCCUGCCGGACUGUUACUUCACUGGGACAUUUCCACCCAGGGAUCCAAGGAUUUAAGAUUUUCUCCUCUCCUGAAAUAGUUGGCAUUCCAGAGGAUGAAUGUUUCUGUUACUGCUGCAAAACUGCUUUGUGAAAAUUCAAGGAAACUUAAUUAAAAAUGAUCUUACAGCUUUACUGACUGUUAAGAUCAUUUCAUGAAAAUAAUAUGCUGUGAAAGCUGCUUUGUUUUAAGUGAGACGUGGGGAAAACAGGAAACUUGUGAUGGGGUGGGUUCAGUUUUCAUGGAGACAGAAUUCAUUGAACCUGCUGAUUUUGUUUUUAAUUCCAGUCUUCAAUGAUCAAAAGCCAACAGGUUUGCAGAGAGAGUGGGAAUAUACUGUUUUCAAGGAAUAUACUGUUUAUCUUUAGUCCUAUGAUGUGACAAAAUCACUUCAUUACAGUCAAUGGGGCUGCUACGCUAUUGACAGAAUUUUCUAAGUUUUUUUUUUUUUAAUAAAUAACCAUUGUUUU
Molecule: messenger RNA, 3060 nt
Organism: Salarias fasciatus (jewelled blenny)
Lineage: Eukaryota; Metazoa; Chordata; Actinopteri; Blenniiformes; Blenniidae
Gene: ggcx
Product: gamma-glutamyl carboxylase
Exons: 15
Coding region: 184-2484 (766 amino acids)
Biological process (GO): peptidyl-glutamic acid carboxylation
Molecular function (GO): vitamin binding; gamma-glutamyl carboxylase activity
Source: RefSeq, a predicted model, not a curated record